UUCAUGAUUGAUGACGUCACCAGCGUCCCCAUCUGAUUAAGUCAACAUUCCCAGACAUCCUCACCUGUGGCACACUUUGAACUGUGAAAAACUUAACCGCCUUGAACGCCAUUUUGAAACCGGUCCACGCUGUGAGAGGUCUUACUCCCAGGGAGCUGUCGAGAUUACAUCAAGGAGACGAUGAAGGGGUUUCUAGUAGCGAUCUGUAUUCUGUGCUGCUAUAGCACACGCCUAGCUACAGGAUUAGAAGUAACAUUAGCUGGUUUGCCUGUCAAUGGGUACGUCAUGAACCCCGAGGGCGGCAACCCACAACCAUUAAACCUUGUGUGCAGUUACACAGUGGAUCCCGGAGAGACGGCUCAAUAUGUCAUAUUCUACAAAGAUGGAACUGACAUAGCAAACCAAAUAGUAGUAAUACAGGUAUCUGAUGGAACUCACAGGAAAUUCAACAGCUAUCUCACUAGAGCUGAUGUGACUGCUACAGCCUCUGAUCCAUCAUACACGUUAACAAUCGGUGGAGUCACCAUGGCAGAUGAAGGGAGCUAUAGAUGUCGAGUUUCCACUGAAUUCAAUACAGCCAUUGUGACAACUGAUGAGCAAAUUCUUAAUUUACUCUAUCGACCAAACCCACCCCAGAUUACACGAGGACCUGAAGUCGCUACAGGCACCUUCCGGGUAUCUUGUUCUUCUGAUGGCGGCAGACCAGCACCUGAGAUAAAAUGGUUUAAAAUGCAGAGUUCUGAUCAGAUAGAGGUCGCGAUAAAUGCAUCCGCGAACAGGGAGACACCCCAGGGAGACACCAUUCUGGUCGAAAGUGAAGUAGAAGUAAUGGCAACCGAGGCAGAUCCAGUCCAAGUAUUUUGCCAACUAUUGCACGAUUCACUUACAAGUCAGAGCAAGACAAAUAUCAUAAUUCCUGAAAGUGCUGCUCCUUCAACUACCACCACAGUAAAACCUACAAAUACUACAGACGAAAACAACCCGGGGACUAAACCAAGCACCGGUGCUCUUGGUGGCGGUGCAGUGGCAGGCAUUGUGAUAGCUGUGCUCAUCAUCGUUGCAAUCAUUGUGGGCGUGGUCGUGUUCCUCGUGAGGAGGAGAAGUGCUGAACCAAAGCAGCCUAAGGAGGAGCAGACAGGCGCAGAGAACCCGGCCGCCUCACAAACCGAUGUUCGUGGAGGAAACACAAACCCAGCUUAUCCAGACCAAAGAGACGAGAAACCCCCAAUUGAGGAAUACAAACCUGAACCAACAACGGUGUAAAAGCAUCAUGUCCUCAACGCCAUAACUUGUGAUAAAGAGAUCAGCAGUGACUUUAUACAAAGACAGUAGGACCUGCCCGGCAAAGACCAUUGUGGACUUUAUGAUGUCACACGUGACGUCAUAACGUCCCCAUAGCAACAGAGUGGGUUGUGAAUGAGUAAGCCUCGACGUGUUUUCCUCCAGUCUAACGUCUGUUGGGGUGAACUAAACUGUAGUUGCUUCUUUACAUUCUGAAGAUUUCCCGGCAAGGGGGAAGAUCAUUUUGAAGAUGUGUAUUGCUCAAUCACAAGUGUGUAAAUUACAAAAACGGAGGAGCAGAUUUUUAAUGGAUUUUCUACUUCUUGCAUCGUCAUGACAGCGGCAACGGAAGGCUACAGAAUGUAAUUUGAGCACUGGGAAAAAACUGCCAAUUGUGAUUUUAUAUUGAAAGAAACAACAGGUCGUUUUGUCAAGUUUAAUUUUUUCAAUAUGACAUAAGAAUUCGUUUGUCCAUCGUUGCAGUUGUUUGAGUAGCUAUAUUGUUUAAUUUGUUGGUUACAAAUUAGGUAUGUUUUUUUGAGUUAGACGUCAAAGACGCUAGUUUUAAAUGUUUCAAUCUCUGGGGAUAGUUAUUAAGAUGGAGAAAAAUCUGCUUUGUUACAUACAUUCCAUUCAAGCCCAUUUAUGUCUUUUUAUUAGUAAGAAAGGAGUGUGACAUGGAGAUGCGAUGCCCCUACCGGUCCCCUUUAGGACCGUGUCUAUUUUUUGUGAAAUUAUUGUAUAGAGAGAAAAGAACCAGAUGUCCGAGUCAAUUUUUUUUUUUUUUUUUUUUUUUUUUUUUUUUUUUGCUGACAAGUUGAACGCCUGGACGAUGUAAAUGUGACUGUAUGAUUAUUUGUCUGAUUGACUUGCAAGAAUAUUUUGGUAAGGAACGUGCCAUUUCUGAUGUAUAAUAUUUUAUAAUAGAUAAUAUUUCUGUUUACAGUUAUAGAAAAAAAGAUAAGCGAUAAAGAUAACGUAUUGGCGUGUAUGUUAUAAAAUAAUUUCUAACCAGCAAUGUCUUAUAUUUCUAGGCCGAAAAUGUUUUGUUACAUACUCCUUUUAUUUUCAUGCAUAUAUUUUGGCUUGAGGUUCGGUAGUGUGAUUUUUUCCCUCCAUCUUAGUUCACUUUUUAAGUUGAAUGAUUUUGUCACAUAAACAUCUUAUAUUACAUUUAUGCUAUGGCUAACUUGCAUUCAAAAGUAUAGGUUGUUUAUAAACCAGCAUUAACGUGUGAAAACUGUAAAAAUGGUCUAAAUUGUUAAGUGGUCAUCACACAUGUAAAUACCUCAUGUGAUGAGGGUAUUGCCAAUAUAAAUCUAGAAAUGAAGAGGCAGUAAUUAAAGUGGCGUAUUUAACUCGCUACGUAAGUUAAGCAAUGAUACACGGUUGAAAUAUGCGAGGAUUGUUUGUAUCUCGCCAUAGCUGUUAGUCACCUUAAUUCCUGGUUCCUCUGUGUCAGACAGAUAUUAAUAAUGAAAAGAGAACAUAAUCCUAUGUUUAGUAUACACAUCAUUAUUCAAGACCUACUGGGGUUUGCUGGAUUGGACAGUUUCACAAUAAUCACUUAAUUAUGCAAUCAUAACUUGGAUCAAUGUACUUUGGUUUAUUAGCAGAAUUUCUAAUCAUAUGUGUUACUACUAUACAUGAUUAUAAAUACAUUGCCUACUUUGCCUGUGAAAGUUCAAACUGAACUGACCACCCUGCUUUCUGCAUUAGUAAACUUAGGUACCAGUCCCAGUCGCCCGAAUUUGCUUGCAAAGUCCGUAGUUUCAUACUGCCUAUCCCGAUGUGACAUUCCCAAUUAAUUUUUGAGUGAUUUUUAUUGUGAUGUCUACUUUGUAUACAUAAUCAUAACAUUAUACUUUCAAUUGAAAGAAAUGAUUAGUUUUUGUACGAAUUGUGUUUAGGUAGCUAUUGUUAUUAAAUAUUUGUAA
Messenger RNA from Lingula anatina, 3218 nucleotides. RefSeq lists its product as uncharacterized. NCBI's taxonomy places the organism in Eukaryota, Metazoa, Brachiopoda, Lingulata, Lingulida, Lingulidae. Gene Ontology annotation, biological process: negative regulation of T cell proliferation; T cell costimulation; cellular response to lipopolysaccharide. Gene Ontology annotation, cellular component: external side of plasma membrane. The record is from RefSeq and is a predicted model, not a curated record.